Neolamprologus brichardi is the source of this 3095-nucleotide messenger RNA. Lineage: Eukaryota; Metazoa; Chordata; Actinopteri; Cichliformes; Cichlidae. The record is from RefSeq and is a predicted model, not a curated record.
CCCUAAUAGUAAUGAUAAUAUUUAUUUGUAGAGCACUUUCAUAGAAAGUCCUUUCCAAAGCAAAGAAUAAACAAAGCUAAAAGCAAACACAGUAACAAAUAAUUAAAACACCAUAAUCCUGAAAACUGAAGCAUAAAUGAACAAAAAGACAAUAAUACCUCAAGAACUACAUACAAUAGAAAACAGGUGGGUAAGACCUCAGUUGAACUUGACAGUCUAAUGUCAGACAGAAGGCUUUUCCAUAAUGUUAGGGCAUGAUAUAAAAAUAUGUUGUUUUCUUAACCUUUGGGACCUUCAGAAGACCACUCCCCUGAGAGUGUAGUGGACCUAUAGGUACAUAUGGUCUCACAAGAUCACUCGGGUAGCUUGGUGCUCUGCUAGUUAAUAUUUUAUAAGACAGAAGCAGUACUUUAAAAUCUGCUCUUGUCUGAACAGGAAGCCCCUCAAGAGAGCUGAGCACUGGAGUAAUAUCAUAAUUAGAUAAACUAGUCAAAACCCAUGGUGCUGCAAUAUGAACCAACUGCAGACCUCUAAAGAUUUUCUUGGGCAAACCUCACAGUAAAGCAUUGCUAUGAUGCACAAUGUCACAAAGACAUGAACUAGAACCUUGGCGUCCUUGAGUGCCAUCAUAUGUCUGAUUGUAGCCAUUUUUCUCACCUAAUUAAUGAGUGUCAAAUUAAAGGCUCUGAUCAAAAAACAACAAGAUGCUUACCAAAUCCUCAGAGUGGUUCACACAGUCAUCAAGACACAAAGAAAACUGGUCAUACUUAUGACUCACUCUUGCCAUUCCAGUCACUGACAUCUCAGUUUUAGCUGAGUUUAACCCGCUGGUGCUGCAUAUUAUUGAAAAUAAAAGUGGGCCAGGGACUGACCCUUGUAGACUUCAUACUUAAUAGUGCACGACUCAGAAAAUAAUUUAAAGCAUAUAUUGAGAUCUUUCUGGAAAGUACGGUCUCAACUGUUGACACACCUGAGAUGACAUAGUGUUUCAUAAGCCUGUUCUUAAGUAUUUUGUGGUCCACUGUUUCAACCACAGCGCUAAGGUCUAAUAACAAGAGAACAGAGGUUGAGUCAGAGUCCAACACAAGUAACAGAUCAUUUACCACUGUUAAAAGUGCCGAUUCUGUAGAGUCAUUAACUUGAAAGGCAGACAAAUAAAUCAUAUAUUAACUAGUAUUUCACAACUUGGUUAUAAGUUACUUUCUCAAAAGAUUUUUACAAAACCUCACACACCACAUAGGUUUAUAAUCCAUGAGCAGAUUCCAGGGUUGUUUAGUGUGAGCAUGAAAACAUAUUCUAAUAACAGUUUGUCAUUUCAGCGAUCAAUCAUUUCUGGCAGUAGUGUGCCAGAAACAUAAAAUAUGUUUCAGAAAAUCCUUCAUACAUUCCUUAAAUUUGUCUAAGCAAAUAUACAGAACUACAUUCAAGACUUUGAUAAUAUUAAACUAUUCUAGUGUGCAUUGGUUGUUAUUUAACCUGCAGUUAUUCCAAAUAAUUUUGAAUCUUUAGUAAAGUAUUUUUGUCACUCUUCUGUUAAUUCAUGACUCAUGUUCACCAUUGCUACCAGUGAAAAAGACAUUGUCUCCUUACUGAGAGGAUGAACUGCAGUAAGUGGAGAAUCUUAAAUAAAUGGUACAGCUAAUUAUAAAUCAACUUUUUUGGGGGGUCGACAGAAAACGAAACAUUACUGCUUUAGUAUUUUUCAUGUUAGGUAUAUACUUAAUAAAGCACUUUAAGCUAAAACCAAACUAGAAUGGUUUGAAACUGCAUUAAAAACAUUAAAUGUUUAUGAGGUAAAUAAUUGAAGUUAUGUUUUGAAAAGUGUGCAUAUUAUAUAAUAGUUAAAAUCUUUUGCAGGUUUGUCAAACAUGAUGUCAGAUGGAGAGUUCCUCAGGACAAGUUGUGGUUCUCCAAACUAUGCUGCUCCUGAGGUCAUCUCAGGAAGGUUAUAUGCUGGACCAGAGGUGGAUAUUUGGAGUAGUGGGGUGAUUCUCUACGCCUUGUUGUGUGGAACACUUCCCUUUGAUGAUGAUCAUGUGCCAACACUUUUUAAGAAGAUCUGUGAUGGGAUCUUCUUCACCCCACAGUAUCUGAACCCUGCAGUAAUAAGCUUACUGAAACACAUGUUGCAGGUGGACCCGAUGAAAAGAGCCACCAUCAAAGAGAUCCGAGAGGACGAGUGGUUCAAAAAAGAUCUGCCAAAGUACUUGUUCCCUGAGGACCCCUCCUACAGCAACAACAUGAUCGACGACGAGGCCCUGAAGGAGGUUUGCGAGAAGUUUGAGUGCACAGAGGAGGAGGUGCUUGCCUGCAUAUACAGUCGCAACCAUCAGGAUCCAUUGGCUGUUGCCUACCAUCUCAUCAUUGACAAUCGUCGCAUCAUGAGCGAAGCCAAGGAUUUCUACUUGGCAUCUAGCCCUCCUGACUCUUUUCUAGAUGACCAACACCUGACUUCAUCAGGUGCAGCGAUAGUGAAGCCUCACCCUGAGCGUGUACCUUUUCUCGUGGCGGAGACUCCUCCCAGGAGUAUCCGCCACACACUGGAUGAACUGAACCCUCAGAAGUCCAAGCACCAGGGUGUUAGGAGAGCCAAGUGGCACCUGGGUAUACGCAGUCAAAGUAGACCAAAUGAUAUCAUGACCGAGGUGUGCCGUGCAAUGAAACAGCUGGAUUAUGAGUGGAAGGUUGUGAAUCCAUAUUAUCUGCGUGUGAGAAGGAAGAAUCCUGUUACUGGGAUGCUUGCCAAGAUGAGCCUUCAACUGUACACAGUGGACAGCAGAACCUACCUCCUUGACUUCCGUAGCAUAGACGAUGAUAUGUUGGAGACAAAAUCUGGAAGUGCUACCCCUCUGCGCUCUGGCUCUGUGGGCAACUACCGGACCGCUAUUAAGAACGAUGUAGAUGGAGCAGAGCUUCCAGGUACACCUAGUACCGUGCACCCCACCAAGACUGGAGAAGGCUCUUUGACGUCAUCGUUGACCUCAUCCAUCGAUUCCACAGGAGGCGGGGACAGUGCAUCUGUCCCUCGACCAGGAAGCCACACCAUUGAGUUCUUUGAGAUGUGUGCAAAUCUUAUUAAACUACUUGCACGAUAG